This is a messenger RNA of Saccostrea echinata, 2052 nucleotides long. Its product is annotated as coiled-coil domain-containing protein 63-like. Gene Ontology annotation, cellular component: axoneme. Bases 111 to 1781 code for a protein of 556 amino acids. The transcript is spliced from 11 exons. Lineage: Eukaryota; Metazoa; Mollusca; Bivalvia; Ostreida; Ostreidae. Gene Ontology annotation, biological process: outer dynein arm assembly; cilium movement. The record is from RefSeq and is a predicted model, not a curated record.
UAUUCUAGUACGACUUGUCUUUUCCUUAACAUCCGGUUUGAUCUCCUUAGCAACAGGUACUCAUCUGUCGGCCAUAACAGCAAGUGCUCGUUGAUAAACAAAAAGACAAGAUGCCGCGCCCACGCUCUGCUCGCUCGGACAACAGUGAUGCUGACAUGGAGGGGCUCCAGGAGCAGGAGCUUAUCAAACUUCAAAGGCAGUACCGCCUAAUGGAGGGGGAUCGUGCUGCCUACACCGAGGAGUCACAGAACAUCAUCAGAAAACAAAAGGCUGAGGUAGCCCAACUGGAAGCAGAGAAGCAGGAGCUUCUUAAGGAGUUAAGAUUGGCAGAGAGUAGAUAUAACCAGAACUUGGAUGAAACAAACACAGACACCCUGGUGGUUCUAGCAGAGGCUAAAGAGGAUUACGACACAGAAAUAGAUGAAGAGAGACAAAUGCAUGCUGAACUAGAUGCUAGAAUCCGUGAGUGGGAGAAGAAGAUUCGCAAUCAGCAUAAGAACAUGGGAGGUGUUCACAUGAGUUCCCAGCACACAGUUCAGACACAGAAAACAAUUAGAACAUUGGAAAAUAGACUUGAUAAAGCCAAAAAGCAUUUCAACUCAAUUCUUACACAAAAUUCUGUGUAUAGAGAGGAAAUAGAAAGCUUGAGAGUUGAAAGGAAUAGAUUUGACAAUCUGUACAAAAAAUUAGACAAGGAAUUGUCAAGUCUGAGAAGAGAGAAAGGUGAACUGAUUGAAAAAUCCACACAGGCCUAUGAUGCUAGGGAUGAAGCCCAAGCUAAGAUGAUCCUGUUGAAGGAGAGAGCAGACAAGGACCAGCAGCAGCACAAUGCUGAAAUGAAGGAGCUCCUGAGGAUCAUUGACCAUGAAAGAAACCUGAGGGAGUUCAUGGGAAUCAAAGGCCAAGAAAGAGUGGAUGACCCACAGCUGGUGGCCUGGAGACAGAAAAAAGAGGCCCAGGAGGCUGAGCGUAAGAAGGAAAGUCAGGAAGACUCUGUAGAGACUUAUGAGGCAGCCUUUGAGAGGAUCAAGGAAAUGACUGGAGAGGAGGAUCUAGACUUACUUGUACAGAGGUUCAUUGAAACAGAGGACAAGAACUUUGCCUUGUUCAACUUUGUUAAUGAACAGAAUAAUGAAAUUGAAACCUUGCACGAACAAAUCGAAGAGAAAAAUAAUGAAAUUGAGAAAUUCAAAUUACAAGGCAUUGAAUUAGAGGAACAAAGAAAAAAGAUUCUCAAAGAACUGGAAGAACAACAGUUAUCUUGUUCCCGUGAUGCUGACGAAUUCUCCAAAAAGAACAAAGAAAUCUCCAAAAUUCUCGAUCAGCUUAGAGCAGGUAUUGAUUCCUUGUUCAAUAAGAUAAACUGUGAUAGAUCUGCCAUUGACGACAUGUUGGGGGCUCAGUCAGGCGUGACAGAUAGCAACAUGAUUCAGUAUCUUGGAAUCAUUGAACAACGCACUAAUGAACUGUUGGCAGUACAGGCAUAUGUUAGUUCUAAGGACCAAGAUAGAUAUGAUGCUAAGCAACCAGUAUUGCUGGGUGCUGGACCAGCAGCAGCCCAACCUCAGUACCCUGUCAUUCCUCCCUCCAUAGGAGAUGAGUAUGACAGUGAAGGCAGCGAGGCCAGUGAUGACGAGGCAAGGCCGCUGACCAGGAACGAAUUACAAAAUAAAGUGAUUAAGACGGUCCGGAAACGGGAGUCUGCCGCCAAGAAAGACGGAAACAAGUACGACCUGUCAAACGCACGCGAGAUGCAGAAGAACAAAAAAGACAAAAAGUGAUCCAGAGUGACACAUUUUAAGUGACUUUUCGGAGGGGACUUCAUGAAUAAGAGGAAAAGAAAUUACAGGAGGAAAAUGUUAUGUUUUGUGACCAGGACAUCCAAAAAGCCAGCUACAAUCUUUAUUUAUUGUAGAACUUGGCUCUUGUUGUUAAUUAGUUUAUAAAUUCUUGUUUUUGUGAUUACAAAUGUACCUUUAAAUCAUGUCUAUUUCAGUUCAGAUUUAUAAAAUUGGAAAUUUAUAAAAAUGUGCUAAUAAAUCGUUGAUUAAC